Messenger RNA from Pomacea canaliculata, 6277 nucleotides. RefSeq names its product hemicentin-2-like. The coding region runs from base 531 to 5168 and encodes 1545 amino acids. The transcript is spliced from 31 exons. NCBI's taxonomy places the organism in Eukaryota, Metazoa, Mollusca, Gastropoda, Architaenioglossa, Ampullariidae. The record is from RefSeq and is a predicted model, not a curated record.
GGACCGAACGCACGGAUAUCAGUCCGUGCCUGCAGCGGAGUGGCUCCUGCGCGCCUGGAAGCGGUGCGGGACGCUUGGAAGCGAUGUCUAUGAGCAACCAACAGGAGCCCAUCCAGAAGGGAGAUCCCGGUCUAAAAUUAGACUUCACCACCGGGAGUGAGUAGGCACCGGCGUUGCGGUGUGGGUUGGAUGCUAGCUGAAUAUGGCGGACUUGUAGGGACCGGCGCCGCUUGAUGAACAGUUUCAGCUGUGACAGAACACAAGCAACACGGAUUACGUGACCCAGCAGUGUGCUGCUCACUAGUGGAUUACAGCGGAUUCGACAACUUGCCUUCCUGGAGCGCCUCGUCAGCACCAGCUUGCGCUCUCCGAGGGCAAGACAGUUUGACAGUUUUGAUCACACUGAGGACAAAACAUUUCUAGCUGUACUUUGAGGACAAGACAGCUCCUAGCUUUAUCUUGUAUAAGAACAUCGUGCAUGUGUUUUGCUGGAGUGUGAAGUAUCGUGACGAAUUUGAUAUAUUACCGAAAUGGAGAAACUCUGUGGAUUAUAUCCAUGUUGUAUCUUACUAGCUACAUUCCUGAUAGUUUGGACAGCAGCCGCACAGCAGAUAGAAUGGGUUCAGGAACCAGACACUACUUAUUACAUCGUCAAAAGGCAGCCGGCGAACAUCACGUGCGAAGCCUAUGGAGCCUCCAAGAUCACGUUUACCUGUGUCGGCUCACAGAUUCCACCAGUGUCACAAAAGACAUACGAAUCUUUUGAUGAAGCUAGGCAGCAGACACGUGUUCGUUCUAGUAUACAAGUGACAAGGUCAGAUAUUGCCAACCAGGAAGACAGCUUCUGGUGCGAGUGCAAUGCCUGGGUUGAUGACCGUUCCAUCUUGAGCACCAGCCGACGAGGAACAGUUGCUGUGGCGUAUCUGAAAAAAGAUUUUGUGAAAGAACCAGUUAACCAGAUAGCAAAACUGGGUGAAAUGGUUGUUUUCAGCUGCAUUCCACCAGAUGGGCAGCCAUUUCCAGAGGUCCUAUGGCGAAAAGACCAGAAAAGAGUGGAGCCUGGCGCUGACAAGAACUUUCUAGUAGAGACUGAUGGCAGCUUAACAAUAAUCAGAGUUCGACAGCAGGAUGUGGGGACUUACCAAUGUGUGGCCAGGAAUGAUGCAGGUCGAAGGGAAAGCAGGGAUGUUCAGCUGACUGUUCAAGGUGAAGCUGAGUCCAGUGAUGAAGUUCAGACAACAGUAUCCCCAACAGAUACAGCCAAGCCACGUCCUCAGCGUGACAGUGGUUCACCACAGUUCUUGGAGGAACCCCCAGUGGAAGUUUAUGUUACACCCAAUGAACCUGUCAGCAUUGUGUGUGAUGUCAAAGGGGCAGACAUUUUGACUUUCCGAUGCAAUAAUCAGCGAGUAACAAAGCCACUGGAUGAGAACAAUGAUCGUACAUUAAAGGCCAUCCGGAGUGUUCUCAACUGGACUUUUGCUGAGGUGGAGAACUUCAUAAACACCUAUAGUGAAGAUUCUUUUGAGCAAAAAGAUAUGCUGAGGUGCAUGUGUGUGGCAUGGUACACUGAGGUGGCUAACAAUAAGGUUGGCUGGAAGUCACUGCAGAGUAGAGAAGGACGAAUUUUGUUGGCUUAUCUCAAGGAUGAUUUCAAAGCUCAGCCCCGUAAUGCAGUUGUGGAGGUUGGCAGUGAUGCUACAUUUGCUUGCAGCCCUCCUGAAGGAAAGCCAAAUCCAUGGGUGUACUGGGUAUUUGAGCAACAGCGACUGGACCCCAGGACAGAUGCACGCUACAGUGUGAGCACCAAUGGUUCGCUCACUAUUCACAGAGUCUCCAGUGCUGAUGCUGGUCGCUACUACUGCAUGGCUGAAAAUGCCAUGGGAACUAGAAGAAGUGAUAUUGCUCGUCUAACUGUAUCAGAUGAGCCAGUAGUCACAACAGCAGAACCGAUGGUUCGUACUACAGAGGCCUAUGAACCGACAUUCCCUCCCAUCAUUCCUUCUUCACCUGUAUUUACGCGGGAUCUUCCAUCCUUUACCUACCUCAGCAGUGAUGGUGAAGCCACUCUGGUGUGUUCUGUCAUUUCAGCUGACACUUUGACAUUUAGGUGUAAUGGUCAGCGUUUGACUGAAGAUACUCAGGCUGUCAGCAGAAAAACUGACCCCACCAGUGGCAAACAGUUGUUGACAGCAACAACCACAGUCACUAAUUUAGAUAUUGAAGAUUCUCAAGAACAAAAUUAUAAGUGCCAGUGUUUUGCAUGGUAUCUUCAAGAUGGACAGUGGAAAUACAUUACAGGAACUGAAGUGACAGUUAUUCCACCUUCUUUGGAUGUAGAUUUUGCCUACGAACCACAGGGUGGUAUGUUUUCCCUAGGAGACACAGCAGAAUUUCCAUGUCAACCUCCAUCUGGAAACCCCACACCUGAGAUUUCCUGGCUGAAGAAUGGCCAAGUGGUUGUCCCAGGUGCAGAUUCCCACAUAGUUAUUCUUGAAGAGGGGACACUGAUGAUCGAGUCUGUAAAGCAGGAGGAUGCAGGGGAAUAUGUUUGUGUUGCCACCAAUGCUGCAGGCACUGUGCAGUCUAGGCCUGCUGUUCUGGAGGUUUAUGGUACUCCUGAAAGACGUACAACAGCUGCUCGCAGAACAACCACCACCAUGACUCCCACUAUGACUUCUAUUACCCACACAGCUCCCCCUAGCACCAGCUCCUUCACAAUACCUGUCUCAAGCACCACACCAGUACAAUCUCCUUCCACUGCUACCAGUACACCUUAUUAUGUUUACACCCCAACAGAUGUACCAUCACCUGAACCAGGUAGCACAAGUUUUCCUGCACUGACAUUACCUUUCUUUGCCAACCAGCCUCUACAAAGAAACUACAUUCAGGGCGAUGAGCCAGCAUCACUGACCUGUGUAGCAGUUGGUGCAUCUAUGCUUGUAUUCUUUUGCAAUGGUCAAAGGAUCGUCCAAGAUGGCGCUCAGUUUAAGACAACAGACCCUGUAUCAGGCUUAGCUUUGGUGGAGAAUACCAUCAAGAUUAAAAAGGAUAGCCUGUCAGAUGCUCAGAGUGAUGCCCCUUAUAAGUGUCAGUGUCGUGCUUACUUCAGAGAGACUGAUACUUCAGAAUGGAAAUAUGAAGCUACGGAUGACUUUUUUGUUGAGGUUGCCUACCUAAAUAAGAAAUUUGUAAAAGAACCUGUCAGUGAGAUUGUUCAGGAAGGUAGGACUGUUGAACUACAGUGUUCCCCACCACAAGGUGUUCCUACUCCUUCGGUGUUUUGGUUGAAGGACAGUUACCGUAUUGUGGAGAAUAAUAAGUAUCGUUUCACACCAGAAUCAAGUCUCUUGAUAGAAUCAUUUGGGCCAGAUGAUGAAGGCAGCUACAUAUGUCAGGCAGAAAAUAUUGUGGCCACCAGAUACAGCCAACCAGCAUCCCUCAGUCUCUCAAGUAAUAUACAAACUAAUACUACUACAUCAUGGCCAUCUUCCACUACAUCAUGGCCAUCUUCCACUACAUCAUGGCCACCUUACACUACAGCUCCCUCCACCACACCUGAAGCCUCCAGUGAGCCAGAACCAGAAUCUACUGACAGUUCUUCUGAGCCUGAGCCAGCACCUGAGCCUCCUAAGUGGUUAACUCAGCCAGAGGCCUUGUACUAUAUUGUGAAGUCCAAGCCUGUCACAAUUACAUGCAAGGCAAUGUCAGCCUCUCGAAUAACCUUCAGCUGCAACACAGAAUACAUUUCUGAGUCUCUAGUGCAGUACCAGACCAUUGAGGAUGAAGAAGGGCCUAUUCUGGUAGCCAGUGUGGACAUUUCACGAGAAGAGGUGGAGAACUAUAAUGCUGCAAAUGGAGGUGACAAUUUCUGGUGUCAGUGCAAUGUACCCUAUCAAGUUCCUGGCAUGGUAGAUCCUCAGGAGCUGACCAGCUCCAAGGCCACGGUGCAGGUUGCCUACCUUAAGAAAGCAUUUGGUCGUGAGCCAUUUAAUGUUACUGUUCCUGAGGGCAAGUUCCUGUCUCUUCCUUGUGACCCUCCAGAAGGCAACCCAGAGCCUGAGGUGUAUUGGAUGUUCAACAAUGAGCGCAUUGAGGAGCAUAUCCUAGCACCGGACAAGGCCCUUGUCAUAAAUGGUGUAAAAACUGAGAAUGAAGGAGUCUAUGUAUGUGUAGCGGAAAACAUUGCUAACAAACGACUCAGCAGACCAGCAAUCAUCACAGUCACCAGCUUUUCAGGGGUUGAUGACAAUACCUGCAUGACAAUGCUCAAGCAGUGUGGAGAAGUUAUGCCUAAACCAAAGGAAGACCCAUCCACCUGCCAAAAGCUUACACAGUAUAAAGAGUGUUUGAAGAACUUCAAGGAUAGUUGUGCAGUUGUCCUCAGACAAGAGUCAUUUGAGGCUGCAAGCCGAUCCAGUGAAAUGGUUGAGAAAGAUUGUUCAAGCUCACGUGAGGUGUGCCAGGAACUGAUGACCUGCCAAAGUGAGUAUUCUCAGCAAAGUGUGCCCAACACCUCUGCAGAUUCCAUGCCAAUGGUUGCACUGUGCUUGGGUAUUAAAACAUUCCUGCGUUGUGCUGAUGAAGCUGCAGAAGAUUGCAAUAUUCCACAGGAUAGCUCAGAAACCUCUCUCACAACUAUUGCUGUCUGGUUUGAGCAAUAUUGUGAAAAAGUUGUGGAUGAUGAGUGGGCAACCAGGUGUAGUCAACUAUCCAGCUGUGAUCUUCCUAUCCAGCAGACAACAGUGCUUGCAAACCUUGUUCAGACCUCCCUGUGGUGCAAGUAUGUAGACCAGACAAUGACUUGUACUCGAGAUGCCCUGGCUCAGUGUGACCUUCCUGGCACCAGAAGUGACCUUGAUCACUUGUCUGAUCUUGCUGCUAAGACUUGUCCAGCGUCUCCUGAACCAGAAGGGAAAGAGGACAGCAAAGUGGGAGAUGCCACACGAGAGGGAGAUGGUGAUGAUGAUGAAGAAGACAUGGACAAUGAUGGUGAUGAUGAGGAUAAUGAAGAAGGAAAGCCAGAGGGGACUGAUGAGACUGUCAUCGAUGACAAGACAGACACAGGGGAGAGUGUUGGCGGUGAGAACGGUUCAAGGUGCCCAUAUGCUUCUUUGAUGCUGACAUCACUCCUUCCAGUUGCAUUUCUUUGGCUGACAUGUAGGUAGAGUGUACGAGGAGCAGUGAAUGCGUUAAAAUAUGCAAUUGUGAAUGUCUGUCUGUUCGUCUGCCUGACUGUUAGUUCCUACACAUGACUUACAUAGUUACUGUCUGUAAAUGUCAACUGGCAUAUUUUAAGCGUGUUGUUAAUAUAUUGUUGCGUUAUUUGUUUAUGGCAGUGUUUUCAUUCAUUGUAAAGACCUUUUUUGAAAUUUUUUAAUGCUUGUAGUCUGUAUGACAUCCAUUGUCCAAUUGAAAUAAUUCUAGGAAAGUUAAUUUUAUUCUGUUUGCAAAGUUUUGAAUUCACUGGUUUUCUCAUUAUUUGAUAUUAAAACCUGUUUCAUUGAAAACUGUGUCCCAGGAAAAGAGAUAUCAGUAGAUAGCAGGAUUUCAGCAGUUGACUUCAAAAAUAUUCAUUUUUUCUUGUGCAAAUCAUAAUUGUUGCUUUUUUUUCUUCAUAGCUAUAAAGUUGCAAAGUGUCCUUGUUAAGACCCAUCCUGAGAAACUGUGGCCUCCUGUAUGAUAUACAAAUUCAUUUAAAUAUACAGUAAGACAGUGCAGUACCUAUAAUGUCAUAUUUAGGAUUAUUGUGCAUGGUUUAUUAUACAGGUUAACUUUUUAGCUCUUCUCUGACAUCUUUGCCAGAAAGACAGUGAGGAAGGACUUAUUUCACUGAAGCCGCAUGUCAGAGGCGGUAGUUGACCCGGCACUUUGACGCCCUCAGCAUAAGAUGUGCAUAUUUCUUGCAAUAAUAUCAGCAGUUUCAUCAUAACAAACACACUACCCUACAGCUAUUCUUUGUGCUGACGUCAUGAAGGAAGCCUUAGAAGUUUCUAGCACACCACCCCUCUACUUGUUUUCCUCUCCUCAGUCCCUCUUCCUCUAGCAAGGGCAUUUGCAGUGGUGUGAAUGGGGCUUGACAUCAAAGACUGUUGCAACCUGUGUAGCCGUCACUAACAUAUUAUUACCAGUUGUGUCUGUUCUUGUUCUCACUAGUGUGAUAAUUAAUGCUCCGCCACCAUCGCUCAUCUCGCUCGCUCUGCCCUUCUCGCGCCUGCUUGUCUUCACUACCUUCUCCAUUCAGGUGAUUUUGUAAUAAAAUUAUCUUGUAAAUAGC